Messenger RNA from Exophiala dermatitidis NIH/UT8656, 1696 nucleotides. RefSeq lists its product as uncharacterized. NCBI's taxonomy places the organism in Eukaryota, Fungi, Ascomycota, Eurotiomycetes, Chaetothyriales, Herpotrichiellaceae. The record is from RefSeq and is a predicted model, not a curated record. Bases 546 to 1088 code for a protein of 180 amino acids. The transcript has a single exon.
GUGCGAAUGUCCAGAACGCUGGCUCGGACUCGAUCAGAGCGAGGCAAGUAGCCUCCAAUCCGUCAUAUUAUGUCUGCCCGCUCAGCGUAUGGGUAUGGGUAUCUUUGGUGCCGUCGUAAGGCAGGGGGCCCUUCUCGCAUCGAAGCUGUAAGCAUUCAUCCCCGGCCGAAAUGCUCGGAGCAGUCUGGCACGGAGAGAUGUGCAAAACGGGGCAAACUCAUCGCCUCAGCAUCUAGACGGCAUGAUCUGUAUGUCUGUUUUGCAUGGAUACCUAGGUGAUAUCACAGGGAGUUGAAUUGGAACCAAGCAUUGAAAUAACCUUCCGGGCGAUGAUCCAUGGGAUACGUGCCGAUCGGCGCUGAUUAUUCUUGAAAAGUCUUGUUUCGGUGCCCUAUUAGAGGUGAUAGUGGCUACUAUGGUAGGUGAAGGUAUAAGAGCAAGGCAAAGCCCCCUGCUACCCGGAAUAUCCACUGGGACCCCCUGGCCGAAAAAACAAGAGGAUAUAUUUUAAAGGUCCAGAAUUAUUCCUCAACGCAAAGACCCCCAUGUGCUUUGGGAGCCUAGCAAAACUGGCCUCUGUGGCUCAGUUGGUUCAGCUUGGCUCUCAAUUCACUGGGCGACCGAGACUCCUGUUCGAUUCCCGCAAUAGCCAUUCAGUCUAUUCGUUCAAUCGAACAGUGUCCCCCUCCUCCCGAGCUUUCAGAUCCAGGUCUUGUCUGGGUUUCAAACUGGCAUCGGCCAGAAGGCGUCAAGACCUCGAUUCCCUGUGCUUACCGUCCCCUCCCCAGCCCCGCCGGCUCUCCUCCCGAAUCGGAAAAACCUCGACGGUUUCACUUACCAGGACCCCCAUUGCAGAGGGGUUCCUGGAAAAGUUUUUGCCAUUUCUGAUGAAUUCUACUAUGAUACUGCUUUCAGUUUCUCUUUCCACUCUGAGCUUCACGCCGAAUCGAUCAUGCACAAACACGUCAGAAUCAGCCGAGAAUUCUUCGUCUGUUUUUGCCGAUAUGCGCCAGCUAGACGCACUGUACGAGUUAUUUGAGCUGUGCUUUUGCUUUUUGCCCUCACUACAGCGUAUGUCCGCAAGAUAAUUGAGUUCUCCUGUUUUAUGACCAUCGAGAUCGUUGAACUUGUCCACUUCUCCUCCUAAGCACGUUAUAUCAUCUGUAUGGGUUCCUUGAGUUUCAGUUGAUGAUACGACUUUGCCUAUACCCACAAGAGCAGGGCUCAUGCGCGGUUUCUGUCUGCGGCUGGCUAUAAGCGGAAACCUAUGACAGUUGUUGGGCUACGGAUACGACCAGUGUUGCCGAGUGCAGCUCUAGCUUCCCAGCUAGAUUACUACAGAAUGUCCCAGAGACAUGACGGAGAAGGGUAUUGGUGCGGGACCAAUAAUGCCUUGCCAUUUUCCUACCCACGGCUUCUGAAGUGCAGAUGUUUGCAGAACCUCAUCUUAAGCGCUGUUGAUGUCAAGCGUUCGGCUUCCGCUGAAGGUCUGCUAUGGUAUGCAGGGGUAAAUACUACGGUCUGCUGUUCCGCAGCUUCUAGAUUGACGGCAGCCUAAAAGAUGCUGUGAGCUAAUUCAGGUCGAGUCAAUCGUCGAUUAGGAUUCAGGUUGACGAAGAAAUAUCAGUCAACUGUAGGAGCACACCAUGUCAAGCAGAUGUUUAUCCCAGGGCACCGUACCUGGUCUGUUACUCUA